This is a messenger RNA of Cynara cardunculus var. scolymus (artichoke), 966 nucleotides long. Its product is annotated as 3-oxo-Delta(4,5)-steroid 5-beta-reductase-like. The coding region runs from base 1 to 966 and encodes 321 amino acids. The record is from RefSeq and is a predicted model, not a curated record. NCBI's taxonomy places the organism in Eukaryota, Viridiplantae, Streptophyta, Magnoliopsida, Asterales, Asteraceae. The transcript is spliced from 3 exons.
AUGUCCGGUGCGGCUAGUGGUGCCGCCCCAACAGUUGGAACAGACGUCAAGUUGACAGCUCCGGCGAGACCGCCAAGACCAAGCAGAACAUUCCGGCGAUCAAGAUUGCUGAGAGAAUCGUCAGAAGAAGCAGCAUUGCAAGAGACUUUGUGCUUUAGUGACUUGAGAGCACAUUUCUUGAAGGUUUUUGAGAACAAUGGCCAAGAAGAGACUACCGGAGAAGUGGUUAAGAAAGAAGAAGAGCAGGUUUUAGUGGUGGUUCCGGCAGCCGUAGGUGUCAGAGUUGGAAGAGAAGCCAUGAUGGGAGAUGACAAAGAGGACUGUUUACCUUGGGCUGAUUCGCCCAGAAAUGGGCUUAUUCGCCCAGAUGAAAAACCUAUGUUGUCUGGAUUAAGCCAGCUCUUCUUCCCCAAUGGAACGCYGACCACCCGAUAUAUCCAGUGCGAUAUCUCAGAUCCUGAUGAAACCCUCACCAAACUCUCUAAUGUCCAAGACGUUACCCACCUCUUCUACGUUACUUGGGCCAAUCGAUCCAYCGAAUCUGAGAACUGUGAAAUCAAUGGGAAAAUGUUCAAAAACGUCCUGGAUGCAGUCAUCCCUAAUUCCCCCAAUUUACAACAUGUUUCUCUACAAACUGGACGGAAACAUUAYUYGGGCCCGUUUGAAUCGUACGGUGAAGUAGCUCAUGAUCCCCCUUYUCAUGAAGAUCUACYUCGUCUUGAUGCCCCCAAUUUCUACUACACUCUGGAGGACAUUCUAUUCAAAUCUGUUGAACAGAAGGAAGGAUUAACGUGGUCGAUUCAUAGACCUGGAACGAUCUUUGGGUUUUCGCCAUACAGCAUGAUGAACAUCGUCGGUGCUCUAUGCGUUUACGCCACAAUUUGCAAGCACAAUCUGCUGCCAAUUACAGUGCUAAUGAUAUGGCCAAAUCGGUUCCCUAAAGUGUUUGUUGUUUCCCUAAAGUAA